Oxyura jamaicensis (ruddy duck) is the source of this 3763-nucleotide messenger RNA. It is a transcript of the gene TIA1, whose product is annotated as TIA1 cytotoxic granule associated RNA binding protein. Gene Ontology annotation, molecular function: mRNA binding. The record is from RefSeq and is a predicted model, not a curated record. Gene Ontology annotation, cellular component: cytosol. Bases 2565 to 3296 code for a protein of 243 amino acids. The transcript has 12 exons. Lineage: Eukaryota; Metazoa; Chordata; Aves; Anseriformes; Anatidae.
CAGAUUGGACCAUGCAAAAACUGCAAAAUGAUCAUGGAUACAGCUGGGAACGAUCCCUAUUGUUUUGUGGAGUUCUAUGAGCAUCGCCACGCGGCUGCAGCGCUCGCUGCUAUGAAUGGCCGGAAGAUAAUGGGAGGUGAAAGUGAACUGGGCAACAACCCCCAGCAGCCAGAAGAAAGAUACGAGCAACCAUUUCCAUGUCUUUGUCGGAGACCUCAGUCCAGAAAUCACAACUGAAGAUAUUAAAGCAGCUUUUGCGCCAUUUGGAAGAAUAUCUGUUGUCUGUACUGGACAUUGAAGUUUCUUGAUGGUGAUGUAAGAGAACGUAGAGUGCUUUGGAGUGUUGUGUAGUGAAGCGUUUAAUUGAAGUAAGUUUGUUUUUUUGUUUUUUUUUGUUUUUCCCUCAGAGCCCAGUGUGUUACUCUUUUCAUGCCAGCUUAAUUUCCUCUUAUGAUAAGGUUUAAAAAAAAGUGAUCUGAAUGUCGCUCGCUUCAGAGAACUGCAAAGCUUGACUCCAUCUCCUAAUCGUCAUCCAGGCAAUGUAGAGGGUCAGAAUCCUAAGGAGAGUCAAUUUAUCCUCACGGCCAGACGUGCUCUGGACGGAAGGCGUGAGGGACUCUAAAGUAGGUCUGAACUGGCGCUUUGCUGCUGGAAUGAGAACGCAGGGCAGGGAGCAGUAGAUGGCUGCGUUGGCGUGAAUGUGGUGGAGCUACGAACGAAUUUGCCCCGACCUAUUGAGCAGUGGGGUUCCAGGGUGACUCUCAGCAGAUGCUCUUCUUUACCAAACAAAUACACCCAAAACAAAACCCCUCCUGAGCAUGGGGUAAAAAUUAACUUCUGAUUAUCACCUGGGGGAGCAGAAACGAUAGAGAACAUUGCUCCACGGUCCCUGUUCCCUUUGUUCCAGGAGAGCUUUUUGGAUGCAGAGCUGCUGCCGCGUAGCGUGAGGUUUCUCUUCCCUAGCAGCGGUGGUGGCAGGGAAGGGUGAGCAGUGCUCUCUUUUGGAUUCCUCAGCACACCGCUGGGAAGCCAACAAAAUGAAAGCUGCAGUUUGCCCUGGCUUAAGCUGCCAAUCCAAAACGAGAGUAGGGAAAAAUUGUCCCCAUUUGAACUCUUAAACUCUUGUUCCACCAGAGGGUCAAAUAAAGCAGGAGGGGCCUUCAUUUUCUCCUCGUUUAAAUCUAACCUGAAGGAAUAAAUAUUGCUACUGCCUCUUAAACAGUCGAAUGAAGUUACGUGACUUGACCUGUUCCUCAUCAGUGACUAGUUUCUGGGAAUGUGGUGCUAAUGGAAUAUUUCCUGAUUAAUUUUUUUAAAACAUUGUUUUCGUUGGUGUUAAACUGAGCUUUUUUUUUUUCGUGAAACCAAGGUUGAACUACUGCAUGAUUAGCACAUAAGAAAUUUUGGUAAUUCUUUGCAUCUGAACUUUUAAAUCACUGUAAAAGCACACUUUCAUUGUGGUUUCCUUUUAUGCUUGCUCUACGCAUGUUUUCACUUGUUCUCAAGUCUUAUUUUCAAAGUUUUCAGUUGAGGGUAAGUAGAGAUGAGUUUUUCCCCCCCCUCCCUCUUUAGGCUAUUCAGAGCAAACCGAUCUAAAAGUACCCAAGUGGCUCUUCUCAGGCAAUUUGUAACCAACUACCCACAUUCAGACCGAACCCAGGAAGGAGGAAAAAAAAAAAGAGGGAGGGGGGAGGUAUUACAAAAAAAAAUAAAUAACAUUUCUAGCAAGAAGAGGUAUUUUCCUCGGGCCUUAACGAUGGUGUCAGUGCUGUGGGCUUACGUGUACCGGAAUAAGCUGAUGAUACACCAUUUGCAGUUAAUGUCAGGCUUAAAAAUAUAAAUGAGUGUAACGAACCUUCUCUUCAUUGUGACUUUUCUCGCCAGUCUUGGAAUGCUAAAUGUUGUGCACAUGUUACGCUAGUUUUCUCUGAACCGUAUAGUUUUAUACCGACGUAAGUUACGCUGCAUGACUUUCUGACUGGUUUUCUGUUUUUGUUUCUGUUCUUUACUGCCUGUAUGUGUGGGGCAAAGGAGGGGAGGAGAGGGUGGCCCGUAGGGGAGAGCAUCUCAGCCCUUGGCUAACUCGUACGCAAAUUGCCUGAGAAACACUGUAGAAUGACGUUCCACGAGUGGGGUUUAGCUCUUGUAGCUGGGUUCUCUUUUUAACUCAAUCUCAAAUAAUAGGGCUCUGGUUAUUUUGCAGAGUGUCUCUGAAGAAUGGACAGAAUUGCCAUGGCUAACUACAAGCUACAGUUCACAGUGGACAAACGUUGUAGUUUUCUUAUUUACUUUUCUAAAUUUUAUUUUUAUUUUUUGCUUUUUUAUAUCUUGUAGUUUCCAAUCAGUCCUGUAUGAUUGCUGUUGUACAAAUGCAGUUUAAAUGAUUUGUAAUAAUGUAGUUUAAAACAUAAAUGUUUCGGUGUUUUAUUUUCUUCAAUAAUUUCUGAAAAUGUCAAUCUCUCAAAAUUUACAGCUGCCCACAGUCCAAAAAGGGGGUAACGAAUUGACCUGAGAAAAUUAAAGAAUUCAGUUAACAGGCGACAGAUGCGCGUGUGGUUAAGGACAUGGCAACGGGAAAAUCCAAAGGCUAUGGCUUCGUUUCCUUCUUCAAUAAAUGGGAUGCAGAGAAUGCUAUUCAGCAGAUGGGUGGCCAGUGGCUUGGUGGAAGGCAAAUCAGAACAAACUGGGCAACAAGGAAACCUCCGGCUCCAAAGAGUACCUACGAAUCAAACACCAAACAGCUAUCUUACGACGACGUGGUCAAUCAGUCCAGCCCGAGCAAUUGCACUGUGUACUGCGGAGGUGUGACCUCGGGACUGACAGAACAGCUAAUGCGCCAGACCUUUUCUCCGUUCGGGCAGAUAAUGGAAAUUCGAGUCUUCCCCGAUAAAGGAUACUCCUUCGUACGGUUUAAUUCUCACGAGAGCGCUGCACACGCGAUCGUUUCUGUCAACGGAACAACUAUAGAGGGACACGUGGUGAAGUGCUACUGGGGCAAGGAAACACCAGACAUGAUCAGUCCGGUCCAGCAGAAUCAAAUCGGCUACCCGCAGGCGUACGGGCAGUGGGGCCAGUGGUACGGCAACGCGCAGAUCGGUCAGUACAUGCCCAACGGCUGGCAGGUCCCGGCGUACGGGAUGUACGGGCAGGCGUGGAACCAGCAGGGCUUCAACCAGACGCAGUCUUCGGCGGCGUGGAUGGGCGCCAACUACGGAGUUCAGCCACCGCAGGGGCAGAACGGGAGCGUGAUCACCAACCAAACUGGAUACCGCAUGGCAGGCUUCGAAACGCAGUGAGAAAAGGACUCUGAAGCCGAAGGCUGCUGGGCUCGAGGCUGCGAGGAGUGCUGCAAAGCCUUUGUUUACCGCCAAGAAUUACCAGAUCAAGUCAGUGCAAGUGUCAGAUACGAUGUAUUUAUUUAAGAGAGAGAGAGAGAGAGAGAGAAAAAAGCGUUUUUAAUCAUGAAAUUGUCAUCCACAUUGUUUAAAAAAAAAAAAAAAAAGAAAACAGGAAAAAAAAAAUCACAACAACCGAGAUGCUGGAUGUCUGCCAACUUUUGCCUUCUUUUCCUCCUUUCUAGAUGUGUUUCUUAAGAUCCACGUUUGAAACACAGCAAAUGCAGGGACUACUGCCACUUAGAAUUGGGGCAGGAAAUUGCACAAUUGUCAAACUUCUUUUUUUUUUUUUCCUUGGAAGUAGCGUGCAGUUUUAGUUUGCAUUCCGAAUGAUUUAAAGAUGUAUUAUAAAAGCCGUUGUACAAAAA